AUCAACGAUACGAUUCAUAAGAAAUGUCGCAAAAUGAAAUUGGAACAGAAACAUCCAACUCGAAGAUUGCCAUCAACCGUCAAUUUGAAUCCUCUCGCAAAUGCGAAUAAUCAACCGCAAAGCGACGCGUAAAACAACGCACCGCUGUGAACAAGAAAAACGCGACGAUAACACUGGUCUCAACUGUCAAAUGCACUUCCUCACAAAUUUGCAUAUCGCUCAGCGGAACGGACGAAUUUGGUGUGAGGCACGCUACGCUUAUCACACUUAUUGGUUCCUUAUUUAACACGAAGAGCACUCCGAUAUCACGAACUGCCAAGGAAUUAAUCGGACGGAAUAACAGUGAGUAAUUCUAUAUUUGGAAGCCACUGCGAGGGAAAUUGUCGGUACUGACAAAGAUCCGGAGUGAGCAAGGUGGUCAUAACUCACGGAGUAAAAUAAACCACAACGAAGACCAUUCGACAUCAUCACGCGUUAGAGUGAAAGUGUGAAUCAGGUAAUUCAGAGCGGGUGCUCAUCUCGAACGAUUGUCACUAAUUCACAAAGGUUUCACAGAAAUCACACAAUUGCGGAAGGCGAGGUUGACGUCACGAGAUCAGUCGCUAGGAAAAAAUUCACGUGUCGCACUCCCGCACGGAUUGCAGUGACAGACAAAUACGAAGGGGAUCACACAGGCCCCCUUAUUUUUCAGAUUGCAAAUCAGCACAUCAUCGCAUUGUCUAGCGUCGUGUGACGUCAUCAUUCACCGUAUUGCAAGAGUAUCGAAAGCGAUCUUAAGUCAGUUGCUGACAUUGUGGAGCGAGAAAAGUCACACCGUGCAAUGGUGCGGAUCUGGUCCAGCGGAUGGCAUGAGUAAGCGAAGAGCUGGUUAGUUUUGCAUGCUGGCAUUUAGGAAGGUGAGCGGCAGUGAGGCGGAGGUUGGAUCAUAGGCUGGCGUAUAUGAAUAGAGUCGGGAUGGCGAUGGCAUGAGUAAGUGAAGAGCGGGAGAGAAAUGCAUGCAGGAACAUAAGGUUAGUGAACGGUACCGAGGAGGAUGUUAGAGGCUAAGGAAUAAAUAGUAAUGAAAGUAAAUGAAAAUGCAUGUUAGAAUUAGGUAAUAGUAAGAGGAGGAAGAAAUAAGUUGAGGGAGAAAAUUAGGAGAGAGAAGGAGAAGAUGGAAUGUCGGGGGAUAGCAUGUAGGAUUGAAUACAUUAUCAUGUGACAGUAUCGUAACACCUUUUUAUUUGAGUUGGUGCACAUUGCCCUUAGUGUUUGUGUUUUGGUCCACUUUUGGUAGUUCUGCUCUACCCACAGCUAAAACAUUGUAACACUGGCGCCCAACCAAAAAUCCACAAAAUUUGAACUACCGUUAGCAAUUGUUUUAUUUGGUUUGUAAUAUAUUUGGCUUUGUGAGUUGAAACACUGUAAGGUAUUUGGAAAUUUAACUUUUACGCAAAAAUUCGACAUGGAUCACUCACACCUAACGAGUGAAGAAGUAGAUUACGAACUAGCUCUACGCCAUGUGCUAAAUUUAAGUCGCACCACACAUCGUGGUAAGGUAAUUCGUCUUAAAGCGCUCAUAGAGCAAGAGUCGUUAAGUGACAUGAAACCGACUAGCUCCGAGCAUGUUAUGAGUGCACUGGACAACAUUAACGUUUGCCAGACACAGUUAGAUCAGCUCCACCUUCAGACGGAGGCAGCGAUCCUCGCAGUCAAUACCGCGGACAUGUAUGAAUUAAGAUCCCGAAUAAUUCAUUAUCAAAACCGUUUACGUUUGAUAAAUCCACCAGUAGAACUGAACGACACAUAUACACUUCUCGUCUUCAACGUGGAAGACUUAUAUAAAAAAGUUUGUGACGCGUUAUCAGUAAAUAGUGAUCAAAAUGACAGUGCGAAACACUCUCUCCCAAAGAGUACAGGUACAAGAAGAAAAUCCACGAGCCCAGAAGACGGAGCAGCAGGAGGAUUCGAUACAUCAGAUAUCAGCCCAUUUCCACCUACGGACACACCAGAAUCUCAUCAACGGUUAGCUAAUAAUGGAGGACGAGGGCGUGGACGAAAACUGGUUACACCAAACUCGCCGGAAGGUCAUCAUUCCAUAUUAUUCGGAAACAAUAGGUCGACGUUACAACAGGAGCAUCAGGCACAGCAAGAUAGAAGCAGAGCGAACCAGGAUUCAACCGAUUAUCAUAGGCUGCGCGAUGGGCUAUUGAAUCAUCUGCUGCAGAUAGUACGAGUUCCCCCAGCGCGAGCAGACGAAAGGAGGAUGCUGAAAGCUGUACACAACUGGCCAUUUAAAUUCCGAGGAGAAAAAGACACCACGUCACUCAACGUAUUCCUAGAUCGUGUGGAAACGUUCGCUAGAUCAGAGGGUAUGAAUGAUGAAACGCUGUUGAGCAGCAUCAAACAUCUACUACAUGAAGACGCUCUCGAAUGGUACGCCCGAGCAACGUUACAGAACCGACUACUGUCUUGGCGCGCUUUCAAGCAAGAAAUUCGGAAAGAAUUCCUUCCUAGCGGAUACUCACAGAUUCUUAGAUUAGAGGCCAGCUUUCGAUUUCAGGGCGUUAAUGAGUCAUUUGCUAAGUACUACCGAGAUAUUUCGGCAUUGUUUCGAUUCGUAGAACCACCCAUUCCAGAAAAUGAAAAGCUCUUUACAGUAAAAAAAAAUAUGAAUGCGGACUACGCAGCCAUUGUGACAGCGGCAAGACCGCAAACACUAGAUGAGUUGGUAGAUAUAUGUACAAGCUACGACGAGACUAGGAUGCUCUUGAACAGACAACGGAGAGUUCCGAUCCCGCACACGGCGCUACUCGAACCGAACUUUGCAACACCGAUGCCUACUACCAAACCAACGUUCGCCCAACAGCAGUCUCAUCGUCUCAACAGGGUGCACGCCGUCGAAAAAGAAGAGUUCAUGGAUGAGGAAUUGUCUCCGCUACAACAGGUCUCGGAAUCGCAAAAAAAUACAGUGCACUGGAAGGAAGAAGUUUGGCAGAACCAAAUGGAUGAACUCCUUGAGCAGGUCAAUGCUCUAAAAAUGAGUUUCGAUAAAAAGAACCAGAGAUCAGACACAGCGACACAGAGUAAUCACAAUUCUCGAGUCGUCAACAGUUUCAGUCGUUCGGAAACGGACAAAUAUCAGCAGUUUCAUCAUCAACCGAGAGAGCCAGCUACUUUUUCGCAACUACAGUGGACACAACGCGAAACAAUUCAAGAACAACUUCCAGUGAGCCAACAACGAGGCCGACAGAGUUGGCACGCCGAUCGAAUCAACCCAACUGCAAGAGGAAAAGAAAACAUAGUUGAACGAAGGCAUGACACGCAACAACCGUAUGAACAUCAUCUACCACCUUCAUCAGAGGCGUAUUGCGGGAUACAACGAACUGUACAAGACCAUCAACGACACGUGAUGACUUGUUGGAACUGUGACGAGGAGGGACACCGAUUCAUGGACUGUCCGAAACCACAGGCAAUCUUAUUCUGCUAUCGAUGUGGAAGGAAAGGUUACUCGUUACGUAGUUGCUUCACGUGCCGGACAGACGCGGGAAACCAGCUGGCGGAGAACGAACAAUAGAGAGGA
Molecule: messenger RNA, 3562 nt
Organism: Malaya genurostris
Lineage: Eukaryota; Metazoa; Arthropoda; Insecta; Diptera; Culicidae
Exons: 2
Coding region: 1445-3556 (703 amino acids)
Molecular function (GO): nucleic acid binding; zinc ion binding
Source: RefSeq, a predicted model, not a curated record